UAAUUCCGGCAGCGUUGGUGGAAGCUUCCAGGGGAAGUUUCGGAAGCUGGCGGCAUCCACAUUUGACGUUUGACCGAAAGCCAAACCAAAUAAUUCUGGGAUCGAAUUUUGGGCGCAGACGCGGCAGAGAAGCGAUUCAAUCAAUGGAACUCCUCUCUUUUGCGUUGGGAGGCGUUGGGUUCAUUCUUGUCGGAGCACACGAAGCGCUUAUUCACGUUUCCCCAUCCAAACAAUCCCCAAUCUCUUCCGCUUCCUCUUCUCCGUCCAAUUCUCCAACCAACAAACUCUUACUUCCGAUCUCCCUCGCAAUCCUCUCCUCAUUUUUCAUCCUCAACUCCACAGUGUCCCUUCUCAGCGCACACAACUCAAACGACGCCGUCGGCACCGCGCUUCAGCUGCAAGUCCUCCCCAUCGCGUUCAUCUUCCUCUUCUACUCCCUUCUUCCUCUCUUCUCUCUCCCUUCGCCGUUGCACGGCCUCGUUGGCCUCUUCGCUUUCGCCGAAGAGUUUCUCCUCUUCUACCUUCAGCGCAAGGACCCCACCGGCGUCGAGAACCGUUACUACGAUCUCUUGCUCGUUCCCAUCGCAAUCUGCCUUUUCUGCACUCUUCUCGAUGUGGGAUCUCCGCGGUCAAGUGUUCCCAAACUGGGCCGCGGUGUGGGCCUGAUUCUCCACGGAACAUGGCUUCUCCAAAUGGGCCUCUCCCUCUUCUCGGGCUGGGUGGCCCAGGGGUGCUCUCUGCACCGAGUGAGCAGAGGGAACUACACGCUGAGGUGCAAGGGGCACCCGGAGUAUCAUCGGGCCAGGGCCAUAGCCACGCUUCAGUUCAAUUGCCACCUCGCGUUCAUAGUGGUGGUUCUUGUUGGCUUCUUCUCCCUUGUUUGCGCCAGAAUCGGAGGAGGAACCCACCUUGACUCUGUUCCCACGCGGUACGCGCCGCUCGGUGCUGAAUUGCAGAAUAUGCAGGACUCGACAAACUUCACUUUGGACUCUGAUGAAGAUGAUGAUGAUGGCAGACAAGAGGGCCACAAUGUGGGUAACGAGAAAGGAGUUGCUGUGGAGCAUGCUGUCAAUGGUAAUGGGGUAAUGCCUCUCACCACUCAGUGAGUCAUGUUAGGAACACGCUCUCUUCUGAAAGUUGUUGCACAUUAGAAACCAUGAAGCCAAGAUAAAGAUACAUAUUACUUAAUAUGACAUGUGACAUAGAAAUUUUGCAUUUUGAAUAAAUUUCAAGCCUGAGAGCAUGUAUUGAAAAGAGUAUGCCUGAGAGUGUCUAUUUCUUCUUAUAGUGCAUUUUGUUGUCUUCUCUUGUUUUCUUCUGUUAGGAGAACAAAUCUUUGUAUAAAGGAGUUGGUUGGUUUAUAUUGACUUGAUUUGUUGCUGUUUUA
This is a messenger RNA of Vigna angularis (adzuki bean), 1387 nucleotides long. RefSeq lists its product as uncharacterized. The transcript has a single exon. The record is from RefSeq and is a predicted model, not a curated record. NCBI's taxonomy places the organism in Eukaryota, Viridiplantae, Streptophyta, Magnoliopsida, Fabales, Fabaceae. The coding region runs from base 144 to 1106 and encodes 320 amino acids.